This is a messenger RNA of Alligator mississippiensis (American alligator), 3265 nucleotides long. RefSeq names its product iodotyrosine deiodinase (gene IYD). NCBI's taxonomy places the organism in Eukaryota, Metazoa, Chordata, Crocodylia, Alligatoridae. The record is from RefSeq and is a predicted model, not a curated record. Gene Ontology annotation, molecular function: oxidoreductase activity. The coding region runs from base 123 to 1004 and encodes 293 amino acids. The transcript is spliced from 5 exons.
UUUUGUUCCACCCCUUUUUCUCAUCACCCUCCAAACAGUCCCUAUUUCCUCUCUUUCUUCUUGGAAGACAAAUUGUCUGAGGAGGAGGAGGAGUACCCCCUUCUCAAUUUAACUCUUUGACCAUGGUACUCUUUUCCUCCCUGACCCCAGUCUUUAUAGCAGUGAUAUGUGUUUUGAUUGGGAUAAUUCUGAAAAACACAAGGAAAAGCAGCAAGAAAGAAAAGAGUGAUACUAAAAACAAACCAGAAUCUCACCCAUGGGUGGAUGAAGACUUAAGAGACAGCACUGACCUUCAUGUAGAGGAAGACGACAUUGAUGAGGAGUGGCAAGGAUUAGAUGAAAACAUUGCACAUGUCCCUUUCUCUGCCGAGUGCUAUUCUGAGGAUGAAAUGAUUAAAAGGUCAAAGGAAUUUUAUGAGCUUCUCAAUAAGAGGCGGACUGUCAGAUUUAUAAGUGAUGAGCCAGUCCCCAAGGAGGUUAUUGAUAAUGUCAUCAAAACAGCAGGAACUUCUCCCAGUGGAGCACACACUGAACCUUGGACUUUUGUAGUAGUGCAUGAUCCAGAAAUAAAACAUAAAAUUCGGGAGAUCAUCGAGGAGGAAGAAGAAGUAAACUACAGGAAAAGGAUGGGAGACAAAUGGGUGCAUGACCUAAAAAGACUGAGAACAAAUUGGAUCAAAGAAUACCUGGAUACAGCUCCCUAUCUGAUCCUCAUUUUUAAGCAGGUGUAUGGGAGACUUCCAAAUGGAAAAAAGAAGACCCAUUACUACAAUGAGAUCAGUGUUUCUAUUGCCUGUGGUAUCCUUCUGGCUGCACUGCAGAACGUGGGUCUGGUCACAGUGACUUCUACCCCUCUGAAUUGUGGCCCUCGUCUCAGGGUGCUGCUUCAGCGCCCAGCAAAUGAGAAGUUACUCUUGCUGCUCCCUGUUGGAUAUCCCAGCAAAGACGCCACUGUGCCCUAUCUGACACGGAAGCCCCUGGAUGAUAUUAUGGUGGCUAUGUGAGCAUGGAAAAAUCAAGGCGAGCAACUACCAAAAUGCCUGUUGUAAAGCAACAACUCAUAUAAUUCUGCUUCUCUUCAUUUCUAUUGCACACACUUCAUCUUUGUCCUUUUUUAUGCAUCUGCUGUGCCGGCUGUUUAUACUGGUAUGCCUUUUUAGUGCUAGCAAUUGCAGUGGCUACAUUCGCUAUAUGCAGUGAGUAGUCAAGCAUGGUGAAUUUGACAGCUGCUAUUAUCAGUGAGCCUGGUUGAUUGUUCCAAGGGAUGUGCACAAUGGCAUUUAAAUGACCUUCAUCACUCAAAUUGCUUCUCCACCUGAGGGGACUUUUUUUCUGAAUUGGGAAAUUGCCCUUGUGUGAUACUUGUGUGAUUGUCACUUGCACAGCUAUUUUCAUAUUAGGGCUUUUGUUCGAGGGAAGCAUUAGAGAGCUUAACAAAGAAUGUAAGGAGACCUAAGUGACUUAGAUAAUUGAUAUUGCUGAGCAUGCAUUUUUCAAGCACUCUUCCGGUAGCUGUAUUAAACUUUGCAAGGAGAGAGAUCUUCCCUGUCUGAACUAGACUUUUCUCAGACUGCCUUUGCUUUCCUGUCAUUGAUAGGAGCCCCCAGUUGUGGGCAAUCUAAAGCAGUGGUUCUCAACUUUUGGUACCCCCUGCUGAUGGACACAGGAAAAGCGAAACCAGAAGUCCCACCGUGGCACUUCUGGUUUUUCUGCCAUGAGUCAAGUCCCACGUUUUCCAUCGCGACCCAGGGCAAAGCAGCCUGUGCGGGGCCUCCCUCCCUAUCCCCCAGCACGCUGACACUGGGGAGUGAAAGCCCCGGCGCACCAGACACGGCGGGAGUGGCAGCGGCUGGAACUUCUGGCCUGAGCAGGCAAAGACCAAAAUGCAACACCCAUGUACCCCCUGCCUGUGUCUCACGUACCCCCAGGGGUACACGUACCAUGGGUUAAGAAACACUGAUCUAAAGCACACAAGCUAAUUUCCACCUAUUUACAUUCUCACUGACAUCUUGUCACACUUUUAGCUUCUUUCAUUCCUUUGAGUCUCAGACCAGCAGAGUCUCCCUGUGCCUGAAGAAGGGUGACUGUGCCCGAAAGUUUGCAAAGAACUUUUUUUCCAACUACUCAGUUGGCCUAAUAAAAGAUAUCACAUCUAUCCAAAGAACCUUGCCUGCCUAAAGCAUGCAAGGCAUCUGAGGUGUUUUAAUUGGUAUCAUCCACACAUGCCAUGGUUAUAUAUACAUGAUACGGUGGCUAAAUCACUGGUGCCUUGUCUACCCUAGAGAAUCCAACAUUGGGCAUGCAUGAAGUAAACCAUAACACUGAUCCUGAGUUUGUUACAAACAAAGCCUCUGUCAUUAAAGCUAUGCUGGUGAGUUAAAUCAGCAAAAAACCCCUAGAGGGGACACAGCGUAUGUGAAGAGGAUUUUUUUUCUGCCAGCAUAGCUACCCCAUCUUCCCAAAACAGAAUGACAACCUUUUAGGAGCGGUGGGCCAAAUUAGUACAGCUCACUCCAAAGGUGGGCUGUCGGCACUUCCCCUAACGAGCUUCUGACCCAGCUGCUGCUUUCCAUGUCACUGCUGCACUUCUGAUCUGGUUGUUACUUCCUUCUGGGGAAUUGCCUUUGCCAUUCAGCUACAUGGGCUGAAUGGAAUUUCUUGCUGGGCCUGAUCUGACCUGUAAGCUAUAGGUUGCUGAUCCCCAACAUAAGCUGUACUGACAAAAGUGCUCUCUGUUAGCAACUGCAUCAAGGAUUCUGCUGGCAAGGUGACUUGUAAUUAAAAGAGCACACAAAAUGGAUUGCCAAAAGAAGACAUGUUUUGUUUUUCCCACAUCUGGAUUUUGCAAAUUAGCAUAUAGGGAAGCUCAUAAAAAUGAACCUGAAAAUUGCACAGCUGUGGCAUAGAAAUGACUCGUUCAAAGAUUCCACCCACCAAAGCACCUUUAACACUACAAAGCAGAACUCUUUGUUUCUAAAAUAUGCAUUUGGAUGCAACCACCUCAAUCAUAUUCUACUGCUGAUGAGACACCAGUGAGAAUCUUACAAAUCAAGCUUUAGCACUGCUCUUUUGUCAAACCUGCUUGGGACUGCCACUAUUGUUUAACAAUUGUGCUGUCAUUUUUUAAGCUGUAAACGAAAUGGGUAGAUAAGAAACUUUUGCACUUGCAUUUCCCUGCAGGACAUUCUUAAAUAAAAAUGAAAAAUUCCAUCUACCAAUUGUUUUACAUGUAUUAAUUAAAGGCUUUUCAUUUGUUUGGUUCUAA